Messenger RNA from Ectocarpus siliculosus, 1248 nucleotides. Lineage: Eukaryota; Phaeophyceae; Ectocarpales; Ectocarpaceae. The record is from the annotation of a GenBank genome assembly.
AUGCGCGCCGAUAUCUUCUGGUCUGCUGUGUGGAGUUCUUGCUUCAUCGGGGGCGUGAUCCUCGGGAGCACCGGGCCAGCGAACACCUUGGCCUUCGGUUCAUCAUCACCAAGUCUUCGUGGAAGCAGUUCUGCUCAGACAAAGCCGUCUGAGACAACUGUCCAGCGCAAGGACGAGACCGUUGCUGCCGAAAAGGAGAUGAUCAACGAGACCGUUGCUGCCGAAAAGGAAAUCAAAGCGCCAAUCAGCUCCAAGCAGCAGGAGGAAGAAGAACCCGGCGCAACAGGGGGAGACGAAGACGCCGCUGCCUCCAUCACCCCCACCACCAAGAACCGUUCCCUGGGUGAUCUCGACUCCAGUUUGGACGAGAGUCUCCUUGACGACGAACAGCCAUCGCUGAGUGCGUACGGUCUACCACGGAGCAAGAUCGCCCAGCGAAUCAAGAGGCUCAACGGAGGGCUGUGGGGCCCCACCGAGGAGGAAGAGAAAGAGAUCGCCAAGGAACUAGCGGCUUUGCGCGAGGAGGAUCCCUCGUCGUCGCAAGAAGAAGAAGACAUCGAGCUGCUCUACUACUCUUACGACUACGACUUCGAGGACGGCGGACUGUCGUACAGCUACGAGAUGCACAACUUCUGAGCGGGGGAGGUGACUGACGAUGCAAGCCGAGCCGGAGAGACGGUCAAGUGUCGGGCCGGUUGCUUCGAGCCUUCUCGGGUGGUUCUUCUUCGGCGAUUUCGCCGAUAUACCGGGGGGUGCGCACAGUAGUGCCCGUUGAAAGGCCACGCACGGUGGGGGACGAGCAUGUCGCACGCCCCUCUCUCCCCAACCAUUCCUACCCUGGAAGAGUGGUUGGCGGAGAAGAGCGGGGGAUAGGUCAACGGCACUCGGACGCUCUGGCAGGCGGAGUUCGCCUUUCUACAUUGUUGCCCGUUCAGAUGUUUUGUUCGUACAAUGUGGUGGAAUCGUUGUAUAGAGAAGAGGAACAGAGUCCUAUCUUUUGCCGGAAAACGUCAGCUCCCUUGGGAUGGUUGACUUAGGAAAUUGGAGGCUUGUAGCAAAACAAAAGACGUCGAGAUAAGUGAGUAGACCUUGGCUCACUCUCGAUCCGUGUUUUUCUGACCUACUCGUUCGUUGGCCAAAUAUAUUAUUUUAAAGGGCCACAGCCUUGAGCCGUGGUUUCCUCUGGCUACUGUUGUGAUGACUUUCGCGAUCAGCGAAAAGUCUUUUUUGGCGCACCUUGUGUCCCCU